AGAUUUGUUGAUGUAAACAAAUGUUAAAGAUCCUAUUGUGUUGUAUAUCGACCCUUUCUUCCUUCUCUUUUAACAUUCAAAUGGCCAAUUUUAAUUGUCCAUGAUUAUUUAUCAAUCAAUUUUAUUGUUUAUUGUUAACUAUUGACAUUAUCAAUAUAAUUAUAUCUUCCAGUUAAACAACGGAUUUCUGUGAUAAAUCAAAUUGAAUCAGUUCCGGGUAUAAUCGGCUGGUAGCUUGCUUCAAUGUAUACUUGGUUGAGUUGACUCGUCAGCUGCCACCGCCUCCUUUUUGUGUUAUUAAUUUGAUUGUGAACUUGAUUGCGGUGAUUUUGGUUCCAAUAUCAUUCAUCCUAAGGGUACACACAUUAUUUUGAAAUUUAAUUUCUUUACUUUAUCGUGAUUGAUCAGUAUUCAGUUCAAGUGUCAAAAUGGCUAAUGAAGAAUACGAAAGGAUCCUUUUGGUAAAGAAUGAAAUUUUCAUUUUCAAAAUACCACCAAGAACUACCAAUCGAGCAGUAAGAGCUUCAGAUUGGAAGUUAGACGCUCCUGAUUGGACCUGUCGAAUGAAAUUGGUAGCUAAAGGGGAUACUUGUUUACUUAAAAUUGAAGACAAAGCCAGUGGACAGUUGUUUGCUAAAUGUCCUAUCGAUGCUUAUCCAGGAGUUGCUGUUGAACCAGUCUCUGAUUCUAGCCGAUAUUUUGUUAUACGAGUGCAAGAUGAUAAUGGACGCUCUGCAUUCAUUGGAAUGGGCUUUGCAGAUAGAGGAGACUCUUUUGAUUUUAAUGUGUCACUUCAGGAUCAUUUCAAAUUGGCUGAAAAGCGGAUUAAACUGGAGCAAGAAGAUGCAGCCGCUGAUAGUCAACCAAAACUGGACUUGAAAUUCAAAGAAGGAGAAACCAUCAAAGUAAAUUUGAACAUUUCGAAAAAACAUGGGGCUGGAAACAAGCUUAAAAAUAAGGUGUCUGGUGGUCCAAUAGGUAUUCUUCCUCCUCCCCCAGGUGCAAUAAAGAUUCCAGGCCCGCCAGGCAACAGCACCAGCAACACCGGCAGCAUUAAAGCUACCUCAAAUGAAUCAUCUGAUUUCUUACAAACUUCCUCGAAAGAGGAUAAUGAUCUGCUUGAUGAUUUUGAAAGUUUAAGUCUAUCUCGAUCGUCACAACCAGUCCAACAGGAUAUCACAAAGAUUUUUGAUUCAAACAAAUCUGAUAAUGAUUUGUGGGCUGAUUUUUCAGACUCUUCAACCACUACCAACUCAGUUGGAGCUGACAAUAAUCAACAACAAUCCAACUGGGCUAGCUUCUAAUCAAGUACAUAAACUUGUACAGUGUUAAUACACGCACUUACAAUGCAAUAAUUAAUGCUUAUUACUCGUUCUCAAGUUCCUUCAGUCAAAUCCGAAUAGAAGAUUAUGAUGGAUCUAAAAGUCUAUUUAAAGAAAACCGAUUGGAAAAUAACCUCAAAGGGAAAAAUUGUUAAAUUAUGUUGAUCAGUCAACUCUGUUAUUCUGCUUAACCAAUUGAUCCUCAUUCAAUUUCAAACCUCUUCAAACAUUACCACACAUGAUAUACACUGUCAUAAAUAUAUUUUCUUGGGAUUUCAUUGCACAAUUAUUUUGCUAAACGCAAAAGAAACCUUCAAAUAUGCAUAACUUUAAUUUAAUACUGAAUAGAAUGUUGAUAAUUUAUUUAUUAGACGCAAACAUCUUCUGUUGAUUGAAAUGAAAA
Molecule: messenger RNA, 1725 nt
Organism: Tetranychus urticae (two-spotted spider mite)
Lineage: Eukaryota; Metazoa; Arthropoda; Arachnida; Trombidiformes; Tetranychidae
Product: NECAP-like protein CG9132
Biological process (GO): endocytosis
Cellular component (GO): clathrin vesicle coat; membrane
Source: RefSeq, a predicted model, not a curated record